This is a messenger RNA of Limanda limanda (common dab), 3408 nucleotides long. Its product is annotated as potassium voltage-gated channel subfamily H member 3-like. Lineage: Eukaryota; Metazoa; Chordata; Actinopteri; Pleuronectiformes; Pleuronectidae. Gene Ontology annotation, molecular function: voltage-gated potassium channel activity. The record is from RefSeq and is a predicted model, not a curated record. Gene Ontology annotation, biological process: regulation of membrane potential; potassium ion transmembrane transport. The coding region runs from base 1 to 3408 and encodes 1135 amino acids. Gene Ontology annotation, cellular component: membrane. The transcript has 15 exons.
AUGCCGGUGAUGCGGGGUCUCAUCGCGCCGCAGAACACCUUCCUGGACACCAUCGCGACGCGCUUCGACGGGACCCACAGUAACUUCGUGCUGGGAAACGCCCAGGUCCAGUCCCUCUACCCCAUCGUCUACUGCUCCGACGGUUUCUGCGAGCUGACCGGCUUCGCCCGCGGCGAGCUGAUGCAGAAGAGCUGCAUGUGUCACUUCCUGUACGGCAGCGAGACCAGCGACCGCCUCCCCCCGCAGAUGCAGAAAGCUCUGGACGAGCGGCGAGAGUUCAAGACCGAGAUCGUUCUGUACAAGAAGAGCGGCUCCAGGUUCUGGUGUCUGCUGGACAUCGUGCCCAUAAAGAACGAGAAGAGCGAGGUGGUUCUGUUCCUGGUCUCGCACAAAGACAUCACAGACAACAAGGACCAGGACCAUGGCAACGAGUCCGACACUGAUGAGGAAACGGGCCUGGAGAUCCGCCCGGUCAGCCGCCCUCCAGGCUUCAGCAGUGAGCGCCGCCGCAGUCGCGCUGUCCUCUACCAGCUGUCCGGACACCUACAGAAACAGGACAAGACCAAGAGCAAGCUCAAGAUCAACAAUAGUGUUCUUGGAGCCAACGCAAACCCGGUUCCCGAGUACAAGGUGGCCGACGUCCAGAGGUCCCGACUCAUCCUGCUCCACUACGGUGCGUUCAAGGCCGGCUGGGAUUGGCUGAUCCUGCUGGCCACUUUCUAUGUGGCCGUCACCGUCCCUUACAACGUGUGCUUCACGGCGGGCGAGGCGCGGGGGGACGGCGGCGCGGCGGCCCGACACCCCCCCAGUGUGAGCGACAUCUUGGUGGAGAUCCUCUUUAUCAUCGAUAUCGUGCUGAAUUUCCGAACCACCUUCGUGAGCACGUCCGGCCAGGUCGUGUACGAUUCCCGCUCCAUCUGCAUUCACUAUGUCACCUCCUGGCUGUUUGUGGAUCUGAUCGCCGCCUUGCCCUUUGACCUGCUCUACGCCUUCAACAUCAGUGUGAACUUUGGCGUUCACCUGCUGAAGACGGUGCGCCUCCUGCGUCUCUUGCGCCUCCUGCAGAAGCUGGACCGCUACUCCCAGUACAGCGCCGUGGUCCUGACGCUGCUCAUGUCCACGUUCGCCCUGCUGGCUCACUGGAUGGCCUGCGUCUGGUACUUCAUCGGACGCAGCGAGAUUGAGAGCAACAGCCUCGCCUCCUGGGAUAUAGGCUGGCUCCAUGAACUUGCCAAACGCUUGGGAACGCCAUACUUCCUGGCACCGCUGACCUCCCUGUUGGGGGUCUCCGAUUCACCGCAGGCCGCCAUGAUGGCAGGACUGACGAACCACAGCCAGUGGAACGGCUCCGGGUUGGAGCAGCUGAGCGGGGCGGGUUUGCUGGGUUCGGGCCAGUGGAACAGCAGCAGGGCCAGGGCGAGGACGCCCAACGGCUCGGGGACGACGCUCAGCGGCGGCCCGUCCGUCCGGAGCUCCUACGUGACCUCGCUGUACUUUGCUCUGAGCAGUCUGACCAGCGUGGGCUUCGGCAACGUUUCCGCCAACACGGACUCCGAGAAGAUCUUCUCCAUCUGCACGAUGCUGAUCGGGGCACUGAUGCACGCCGUGGUGUUUGGUAACGUCACCGCCAUCAUUCAGAGGAUGUACUCGCGCCGCUCCCUCUACCAGACCCGCACCAAGGACCUGAAGGACUUCAUCCGCGUGCACAGGCUGCCCAAGGCUCUUGAGCAACGCAUGAUGGAGUGUUUCCAGACGACCUGGUCUGUAAACAACGGUAUCGACGUCAGCGAGCUGCUGAAGGACUUCCCGGAUGAGCUGCGGGCCGACAUCGCCAUGCACCUGAACAAUGAGCUACUGCAGCUGCCGCUCUUCGAGUCGGCCAGCAGGGGGUGCCUGCGCUCGCUCUCCCUCAUCAUCAAGACCUCCUUCUGCGCCCCCGGGGAGUUCCUCAUCCGCCAGGGAGACGCCCUCCAGGCCAUCUACUUCGUGUGCUCGGGCUCCAUGGAGGUGCUGAAGGACAGCACCGUGCUGGCCAUUCUAGGCCGGGGCGACCUGAUUGGCUCUGACUGUCUGACGCAGGAGGAAGUGAUUAAGACCAACGCCUGUGUGAAGGCGUUGACCUACUGCGACCUGCAGUACAUCAGCCUCAAAGGCCUCCGCGAGGUGCUCUGCCUGUAUUCUGACUACGCCCAAAAGUUCAUCACCGAGAUCCAACACGACCUGACAUACAACCUGCGGGAAGGACACAACACAGAGGCAGACUGCGAGAGCAACGGAGGAUUCGUGAAGAAGCUUCCCUCCAUCAAGGAGGACGAGGAGGGGUCCGGGUCCGAGGGGGAGCGCUCCCCCCUCACCAGGAUACCCUCCCUCGGGAGCCUGGGCCGGGGGUUGCGCUCCCCUCUCCGCUCCCCUCUCCGCUCCCCACUGCUGCCGCCGCGACCGUUCAGGCCGUCGGGCGACCACGCUCGGCCGGCCAGCCUGCAGAUCCCCGUGGUGAGCUUCAGCUGCCUGCGGCCGGACCUCAGCCCUCGGUUCGUGGACGGGAUCGAGACAGAAAACCACCGCGCCACAGCUCCCAAGUUUGAUUUCUCUCCCAGUGCAUCUCCGAGCUUCUUACCCAGCCCUGAUGCAGCUUCCCCAGGGGCCCUGGAUGAUGGGGACACCAUGCAGACUAUUGCUAAGCUCAAACACGAGAUGAGCGUCCUUUCCCGUCAGGUCACAGCUGUGAGUCAGGAGCUGCAGGAAAUGACACGUCUUCUCAAGCCUCUCUUCCACAACCCCGCCAUGCUGCUGAUACCCAACGCUGUGACUCCGCCUCCCAGCAUGUCUUCGCUCAGCUGCUCCCCGGCCCCGCCCCUUCUCACCCAGAACACACGUGUGGACGGGUCGGUCGAACGGAGCCGCCCGGGCGUUCUGGCGCCCGAGCCGUCCUCUCCUCAGCUCAGCAUGACGGCGUUCCCAGGAGAUCCGUCUUCACCCCCCCGACAUUAUCCUCCUCUUCCUCACCACACCCACACGCCUCCCCAUGUCUCCCAUUGCUCCGCCCCUCCUUCACUCAACAGCUCGCCCCAUGAGCACGCAGCUUCGCCUCAUCUUUACUCCUCCUCCUCCAUCCCUUCUCUUUUCUCAUCCAGCCACCCAUCAUCCAUCAACCCCCUCCUGAUGCACUUAUCAGGACCUGGGAGCGAGUCACAGUCACACCUGCAGCUCCUGUCGCAGUCCGAGUCCCAGCUCCAGUUCCAUCCUCAGUCCCCGUUCAUGUCCCAGUCUUCCCUCUCCCAGCCUCACCUCCAGCCCCUUCUCCAGCCCUCGCACCCCCGAGAACCAAUCCUGAACCUGCAAGAGAUGGAGUGGGGGGAGAGCACCACUCAGCUCAGCUUCGUCGACGAAGGGCGGCCCACAGCGUGA